AUGACUAAUUGGAAAGCUAUAUUGACUCCAGCACAAUACCGAGUGCUUCGUUUGGGCGGUACGGAAACACCACACACCGGACAGUAUGUGAACUUCAAAGAAAGUGGGACCUACUUAUGUGGUGGAUGUCAAACUCCACUUUACAAAAGCAGCACAAAGUUCGAUUCAUCUUGUGGUUGGCCUGCAUUCUAUGAAGCGUUACCUGGAGCAGUAACACGAAUAGAAGACAACUCUCUUGGAAUGCGAGGAAUUGAAAUCAGAUGCUCCCAGUGCGAUGGACAUCUUGGCCAUGUUUUUGAGGGUGAGGGGUAUGACACUCCUACAGACUCGAGGCAUUGUGUCAACAGUAUCAGCCUGAAGUUUCAAGGUGAAGGGGAGGAUGAGGAGAACACUACUAAGUAA
Molecule: messenger RNA, 402 nt
Organism: Komagataella phaffii GS115
Lineage: Eukaryota; Fungi; Ascomycota; Pichiomycetes; Pichiales; Pichiaceae
Product: Putative protein-methionine-R-oxide reductase
Exons: 1
Coding region: 1-402 (133 amino acids)
Biological process (GO): protein repair; response to oxidative stress
Molecular function (GO): peptide-methionine (R)-S-oxide reductase activity
Source: RefSeq, a predicted model, not a curated record